Molecule: messenger RNA, 1431 nt
Organism: Lodderomyces pseudojiufengensis
Lineage: Eukaryota; Fungi; Ascomycota; Pichiomycetes; Serinales; Debaryomycetaceae
Gene: BUD22
Product: Bud22p
Exons: 1
Coding region: 1-1431 (476 amino acids)
Biological process (GO): maturation of SSU-rRNA
Cellular component (GO): nucleus; 90S preribosome
Source: RefSeq, a predicted model, not a curated record
AUGUGGAGGCUUGAUUUGUUAGAGUCAAAAUUUGAAGAAACAACACCAAGAUUCCCGCAUACUAAAAAACUAUUAUUUGCAAUUAAGUAUAAUAAUAAACUAGCUAAAAAACUACCUACAACUAAAGAUGAAGCAUCAUUGGAAAUUUUGCAGUUGAAAUCCCAAUUCUUUGAGAAUAAGUAUCAUUCAGCAUAUCAGAAACUAAAUAAGGAAAUAAACAAACUUGUUAAACAAAAACCACCACCUUCUGAUUUAUUCAGUAAUGAAGACUUUAUAAAUCAUCUAAUAACAUCAAAAUUAAUCAAAUGCAUAACCUCCACAAUCUUGAUAUCUAAACAAUCAAAAAUGAAUCCACCCGACUAUAUACCGAAUAAUCUUCGAGAAAUUAUAAAAGAUAAAUCGAAUCUAUCAAAUCCAUCUCGAUUUUUUAUAAAUUAUUGUCAAAAUUCAAAACCUGUAAAUAACUAUUGCUCAAAUAUAUGGAAUAAGAAGAAUAUUAAAAUUACGUUACAAGAUAUAGAUUGGAGUUUUAAAAUGGUUCGAGGGAAUUUGAGUAAACUGGAUAUUGCCGAACGAAGUAAACAAACCGGAAAAGAUAUCAAUGAAGAUGAAGACGAACUGGGAGAAGAGCUGGAGGAAGAAGAAGAGGAAGAUGAAGAAGAAGAACAAGACGGAGAAGGGCUGGAGCAACUCAAUGGCAAGGAGCGGAAUGAUCAAAAUGAACUGGAUAUUGAAGAACAAUAUGAGAAAUACGCGACUUAUGAUAAUUUAGUAGGUGCUUCAGACGAUGAAGAUGAGCAGAAUAAUAAUAUUCUUGAUUCAAAUAUUAAUUACAAUGAGGUUACCGAUGAGGAACCAUCAGAUGAAGAAAGUGAGUCAGAUAAUUCAAGAGAUGAAGAAUCUGCUGACUCAGUUGACGACUUUUUUGAAGAGGAACCCCCAAAGAAAAAAUUGAAGAACGCCAAAAAGGAAGAAACUUAUAAUUUGCCUGAAUUAGCUCAAGGGUAUUAUUCGGGUGGAUCAGAUGAUGAUGACGAUGAUGUAGACAAUGAUAAACUUGUUAAUGAAUUAACCCAUCAACGUAAAAAUAGAAGAGGUCAAAGAGCAAGACAAAAAAUAUGGGCUCAAAAAUAUGGAAAAUCUGCAAAACAUAUAGUUAAGGAUAUGGAAAGAGUGAAAAGUGAAAGAGAAAAAAGACAAGAAGAGUAUGAAGAAAGACAACGUAAAAGAGAAUUGAAAGCUAAGUUAGCUGCUGAAAAACAAAAACCAACUGGUGCAAAUAAUGAACCAUUAGGUGAAAGAAAGUCCAAUCCAGGAUCGACAGUACCACAAGCAGAGAAAAAAAUACAUCCUUCAUGGGAAGCUAAAAAACAAGCAGAGGAAAAAUUAAAGAAUGUUAAAUUUCAAGGUAAAAAAAUUACUUUUGAUUAA